Molecule: messenger RNA, 4931 nt
Organism: Limanda limanda (common dab)
Lineage: Eukaryota; Metazoa; Chordata; Actinopteri; Pleuronectiformes; Pleuronectidae
Gene: patz1
Product: POZ/BTB and AT hook containing zinc finger 1
Exons: 6
Coding region: 87-2405 (772 amino acids)
Biological process (GO): regulation of immune system process; regulation of cytokine production; negative regulation of transcription by RNA polymerase II
Cellular component (GO): nucleus
Molecular function (GO): DNA-binding transcription factor activity, RNA polymerase II-specific; protein binding; RNA polymerase II cis-regulatory region sequence-specific DNA binding
Source: RefSeq, a predicted model, not a curated record
UCGCUGGAAUCCACCGACCCCGGUCAAUCCGCCUCUCCUCCGGCCGGCGUCGCGAACAGACCCCGCCGCCCGUGGAUGAAUUCGGCAUGGAGCAAGUAGCGGAGCCGUCUUGGACUUCUUCGUACACCUACCAGGUGAGCAAGCACAGCGCGGAGAUGCUACACAACCUCGACGCGCAGAGGAAAGAUGGAGGCAGGUUCUGCGACGUGGUGCUGCGGGUCGGCGAGGAGAGCUUCCCGGCCCACAGGGCGGUGCUGGCCGCCUGCAGCGAGUACUUCGAGUCGGUGUUCGGCCGCCAGGCGGAGGGCGACGCCAGGGAGCUGGAGAUGCACACCAUCAGCCCGAAAGUUUUCAAAGACAUCCUGGACUUCGCGUACACCUCCAAGAUCGUGGUGCGACUCGAGUGCUUCCCCGAGCUGAUGACAGCCGCCAAGUUCCUGCUGAUGAGGUCGGUGAUCGAGAUCUGCGCGGAGGUCAUCAAGCAGUCCAACAUCCAGAUCCUGGUGCCCACCUCCCGGGGGGGAGAGGCCAGCCUCUUCCAGGCCACGGCCGCCUCGGAGCUGGGUUUCCCGGCGGCUCCGGAGGGGCUGGUGAACGGAUCCGGGCUGCUGCUGAACGGCCGGAGCUUUGCUAGCGAUGUGCAGAUGUCCCUGGAGGCGGGAGAGGACACCGCCGUGCUGCUGGAGGACGGCGGGGAGUCCUCGGUGCCGAUGCUGGAGCCUGUGGACGGGCUGUCCGGGUCCCCCACCGCGGAGCUACCGGGGAACAAGCUGCAUCACCGGGACGGCUCCCCGGCGUCCAAGAGGAUCCGGGGCCGACCGAAGAAAGCUGCUGGUGGUGGGGUCGUGGAGGCUCUUCCCCUCACCCACAGCACCCCCCAGAAAGACACCGGGCUGUUCCCGUGCUCCACCUGCGGGAAAGCGUUCACCGAAGCCUCGCGCCUGAAGAACCACGAAGCCCAGCACGGAGCCUCCAGCGGCGGGGGGUCGCACAGCCUGGGGGACAGCCUGUCCCCGGCGGGCGGCUUGUCCCUCAUGUCCCACCCGGGGCUGCUGGAGAACGGGCUGGGGAUGGACAACCCUCGCAAGCGGGAGAGGACCCGGCGGCACGUCGGCUGCGACAUCUGCGGGAAGGUGUUCCGCGACGUGUACCACCUGAACCGGCACAAGCUGUCCCACUCCGGGGAGAAGCCGUACGCGUGCCACGUGUGCGGGCUCCGGUUCAAACGCAAGGACAGGAUGUCUUACCACGUGCGGUCCCACGACGGAUCCGUGGGGAAACCGUACGUGUGCCAGAGCUGCGGGAAAGGCUUCUCCAGACCCGACCACCUGAACGGACAUAUCAAACAAGUUCACACAACAGAGAGACCCCACAAGUGCCAGAUUUGUAAUGCCUCUUUUGCUACGAGAGAUCGCCUCCGGUCACAUCUCGCCUGUCACGAGGACAAAAUCCCCUGCAAAGUUUGCGGCAAGUUCCUGCGCGCUGCCUACAUGACGGAUCACCUGAAGAAGCACAGUGAAGGAACACAUAACUACUGCGGCAUCUGCAACAAAGGUUUCUCCACUGCGUCCUACCUUAAGGUGCACAUAAAGACACACCACGGCUCUCCACUGCCCCCCUCAGCCACAAUGCACAACUUCCCUGAGCCAAGGGGGGGACUGCAGAUGCACAACGGCACCCCUUACCACAUGGGACACCAGUGCUCAGUGGAAGACCUGUGCGCCAGUCGCCAGCUGCUUCUCACCUCGUCUGAGGCGGAGGGUCGCUUUCAUGGGCUCUCUGGACACCCAGUUCAUCCACAGCCUGGCCCUCCAGCCUUGGGCCUGCAGCCUGAGCUGCUCAUGGGGAAGCCAGGUGGGACUCCAUAUUUCUGGGAGUGUCGCUCUGGCGGGGUGCCUGGCUUCCCCGUCCAUGGGCCGGUUACAGACGGAGAGGAGAACGCUGAGAGAUGUCCUCAUCUGGAAUCAGAGGAAUCAGAUCCUUCAUUUGGAGAGAUGCCAAACAGUGACGAACUGAGAUCUCCACACAAACCCGACGAGCCGGAGCUUGAGAUGCCAUCUUUGUCCUGCAACGGAGCUUCAGGGGGGGCGUUGGGUUCCCCCGAGGGAUCCAAAGCCAAGACGGACCCUGAGAAGAAGUUUACCUGCGGGAUCUGCGGUCAGGCCUUCCGCACAAAGUCCUACCUCAACAAGCACCAGCACAGAGUUCACAAAGGCCAGAAGGCCCAGGGCGUUUCAGGGUCUGGCGCUAGUGAGCAGACCUCGUCCCUGUCCUCUCCCUUCUCCCCCCAACAAAACAUGUCCUUGCUCGAGUCCUUUGGCUUUCAGAUUGUCCAGUCCGCUUUCGCCUCGUCACUGGUGGACGCUGAGGCAGGUCAAAGUGGACUCGACUUUGGAGGGAAGUGACAAGUUUGCUGGAGAUAUAAUGAAGCUUGUCUCUUGCUGGUCAAAGCCGGGUUGCCCACAGAAGAUGAACCGUAUUUGGGAAUAACUUUGCCUCAAGACUACUUUUUUCUGUUUGUCACGUUGCUUAAUAUGUAUCCAAUAUUUUUGUCAGAGACUGCCAUACGAUUCCUACUUUUUCUACUUUUUCAGAGUAUGAAAAGUGAACGUUGUGUACAUUUUAUUUGUGAAGAAACGACAUGAAGGUUUUAUUUCCUUUGUCUGACAUGAACCUGUUGAAGUUAUGUUUGGUAGGCUCUCAGUUGUUUUUGGCUUGUGUGUUUAUCUUAGCUGCACAUAUGUUCCUGACAUGAAAUUAAUUAUUUACGGCAUUCUUAAAAUGAAGAUUUUCUUUUAAAUGUCGGCCAGCUCUGAUGUACUUGGUAAAUCAACCCUUGGCCAUUAUAACAGUUUUUAAUCUUUCAUAUAAGCAGAUGUCUUUACCUCAGAGCAACAGGAGGACUGAGUUCUGAAUUUAUGUUGGAUUUAGUUUUUAUUCAGACCAUGGAUUUAAAUUGGCCUCAAUUUUUCAGACAAGUUUUGCUGCAUAUCUGUUAAUUUCAGACAAUUUACCUUAUUCCUAACAGGCACACGGCAUAUUUCAUUACGCAUUUAUUAUGAGCAACAACUUUGUACAAAAAGAGUGGGUUUAAAGGUGGCUGAGUAGCACUGAUAGUUGUCAAGGACCUUUGGGAAUCAUUAUCGACAGGAUUGUAGCUGACAACGGACAGUUCAGAAGCACUUUUAAAACAAGUAUCAUUAAAACUACCUUUUAUUUGUUAUGGCACCGACACAAAACACAUUUGGCUUCUUAGAAGUUGGCAAAAAAUAUUUCACCCAUAAGAAAAAUAGUAAUUAAGCUACCUCAGAAGGUAUUAACACCACAGUGCUUUGUUGUUAAUGUGUGAUAAUCAUAGCUUAAUCAAGUUUUAUGGUGUUUACUUUAUUGGAUUUCUAGAAUUAAAGGUAAAAAAUGAAAACGACCUCAAAGCCCCAGCAGCUUUAAAUCUUCCUAAUUUAGUCAGUACUUAGAAGGACCUGUUUCGUCAUUAUUUAGCAAAAAACCUCAGAGGAAAGUUGUAUUUGUGAAUCUUGAGCAGAGUUGGUAGACUGAGGUCACGUCUAACAGAAUGUGCCCCUGGCAGCUCAUUUGGCUGUGAAUAGCCUUUUUUUGAUCUCAUCAUUAGUAAAAAAAUUUAAAAAAAGAAUAAUUAAUAUAAAAAAGUGCAAACCUAAGGAGAGGAAAGCCAUUUAUUAUUGUGAUUUAUACUGUGUCCAGCAAUGUUUUUUAUCAUUUAAUGAAAUAGGGUUUUUUCUAUCACGUCGGGUAAAUUUAGAUUUAAAAUCGGUCUUGAAACAUGCCUUGAGCUUGUUGGGACCCCCACACCCCUCACAACAAUGACGAAGUUUCCGAGUAUUGUUUGUUAGUUACGAAAUCAGUGGUGUACAUUAACCAGGGACCAAGGUCAGGUAUAUUUUCAGUCUAUUUUUUGAGAAAUGUAAAUUAUAUUUUAUUAACUUAUUCAUGCCCGAUUUUCUUUUUUUGUGUACAGUUUUUUAGUUUUGAUUGUCAAACAAAAAUCUUGUGAUUUGCUCAUUUUGAUAAUUUUUUCACUGUAGAUCAUGUUAAAUGGAGUUCCGUGCGUGUUCUUGUGUGCGCGUUGUGCAGCAGUGAACGGGUGAGAGGAGGGAUUCACGCCCUGAUCCACCAGCUUCUGCACCGACCAAACGUAAUGCAACCUUUUCAGAGUCAAGUAACUAAGCUCAUGUUCUUUGUCCAGUGUUUAUUCAUCUUCUUCGCCUGCACGUCUUGUAUUGAUCAGCCCCUCUGUCAGUGAUCUAUCAUUCGCUUGCUCUGUUGUGUAGAUGACACGACUUGUGUUUUGCACUAACGUCCACUCGGUUAAGGCACAAGUAAUCCACCUUGCUGUCUUUAAUUCAAACUGUUGAACCCAAACAUUCCUGUGAUGAGAACAAACUUAAAUGAGCCAUUUGUACUUUUUAAAUAACCCAGUAUGACAUCUGUGAUUGAAUGAAAGGAUCUCUAUAGUAUAAUCUGACUAAAAGAGGUUUAAGGCUGUAACUGAAUAUUAUUUUCAUUAUCGAUUAUCCGGCAGAUUUGUUUUUGAAUCAUAUAUGUCCAUUUAGACUUUCAAUUAACUUUGUUUGUCUGAUCAACAGUUCAAAGCUCAAAGAUACUAGUAUGCUGUCAUAAAUGCCACAGCUGCAAAGUCACUGCAGAAGCUAAAGAAACAAUUAACCUCUUAACAAGACAAGACAAGACAGUUGUUAAUUCAAUUUUCUAUUGAUCGACCAAUUGAUUUAAUGGAUUAGUUCAUAAGAAAAAUUGUUUUCAUUAUCUCUUCACACUGAAACGUAGAUCUAUACAAGGUCGAAAUAACACAGUUGCAAAGUAAACAAUAUGAGAUUUAAUUACUGGGUAUCAUGAGGACCUCACAUACAAAACGUGUGUGUGUGUGUGUGUGUGUG